Arachis ipaensis is the source of this 900-nucleotide messenger RNA. Lineage: Eukaryota; Viridiplantae; Streptophyta; Magnoliopsida; Fabales; Fabaceae. The record is from RefSeq and is a predicted model, not a curated record.
UCCUUCCCAUUCACACUUCCGUUCACCCAAACAACAACAAAAACGAAAACAUCAAAAUCCAAAGCGGCAACACACAGAGAGGGGGAGAGAGAAAAAAACAGAAGAAGCCACUCUCUCAUUUUCCUUUUAUUCUUUUUCUUCCUUUUCAAAAACCCUCCUCAAUUAGAUAGAUCUUUGUAUAAAUUUCCAUCCGCAGAAAACAUUUCACCCCAAAACCCUACCCAUUUUUUUCUACUCAUUGUAGCAACCCUGUAUCAUACCCUCAGAAAUUCUCUCUCUUUUCUUAGGGUUUUUACAUUUUAGCUUUUUUCACUCAUAAUUUUCAUAGGAAUUUUUGUACAUUGUAUCGCUUCUAUUAGAUUAGAAUUUAGAGCAGAUUGUUAGGUUUACCCUUUUUGUUUUACUUUUUCAAUUUUCGGAAUUGGGAUGAACAACAACAACAACUACUACAACAGAGCGAGGUACCCACCACCUGGGAUCGGUGGCGGUGGUCUUGGACGAGGAGGAGGAGGAGGAGGCCCUGGUUUCAAUCAAAACUCACCGUUUCAGCCAAGGCCUAAUUACCAGCAACACCAGCAACAGCACCAACAACUACAACAGCAGCAUCAGCAAUAUGUUCAGAGGCAGAUGGUGCAGCAACAACAACAACAGCAGCAGCAGCAACAACAACAGCAAUGGCUGAGAAGGGCGCAGAUGGGUGCUGCUGACUCCAACGUCGUGGAUGAGGUUGAGAAGACCGUGCAGUCUGAAGCCAUUGACCCGAGUUCUCAAGAUUGGAAGGCAAGGCUAAAGGUUCCACCACCUGAUACGCGUUAUAAGACAGAGGAUGUGACAGCAACUAAAGGAAAUGAAUUUGAGGAUUAUUUUUUGAAGCGAGAGCAGGAUUUUGUCCUAGUGUAG